Molecule: messenger RNA, 981 nt
Organism: Diutina rugosa
Lineage: Eukaryota; Fungi; Ascomycota; Pichiomycetes; Serinales; Debaryomycetaceae
Product: 25S rRNA (adenine2142-N1)-methyltransferase
Exons: 1
Coding region: 1-981 (326 amino acids)
Cellular component (GO): nucleolus
Molecular function (GO): rRNA (adenine) methyltransferase activity
Source: RefSeq, a predicted model, not a curated record
AUGCUGCGUAAGGGUUCAGGAAUGCUUCGAGGCCUGCGGCUGAUUACGGGAGCCUCUACCAAAGUGCCCAAGGGAUUAAAGCCGCAGAAGUCCCGCGAGCUUAUCCGGAGAUUCCACAAUUUGCUGAAGUGGAAACUGCAGAUAGUGGCAUCAUUGGCAAAGGAGUAUCCUGAGAUCGACCAGGACAAUUACCGCGAGUUACUCGGUAAGCAGUAUAGUCGCCAUGUAUUAGAGAAGCGCGAUGUCAAAGCUAAUAGCAAACAGGUAUUUGCUACCACGGGCACGACGUCACAAUUGGCGAAGACAUUGGCGCAAAUUGACGCUGAGAUCGAGUGGCGUGGGGGUUUGGAAACGUACCAACGGGCGCUGACGCAAGGACAAGAUGCUAAGCGCGGUGGCGACUCUUCUAAGAAGCUAGUACAAUGGCUUGAGCUGGGUGACUACUUAGGCUUUGGCGAGGAAACACUGGGACUUCGAGCUUUAGAGAUUGGGUGUCUUCUGUCGCUUAACGCCAUCUCAUUUAGCCACAUGUUCAGCUCAGUGGUGAAGAUCGAUCUCCACUCCCAGAGUCCAGAAAUCAUCGAACAGGACUUCAUGCAACGUCCUUUACCCACAAGUGACGCUGAACGUUUCAAUUUGAUUAGUUGCUCGUUGGUGCUUAACUUUGUGCCUACGCCCAGCCAACGUGGGGAGAUGUUACGGAGAACUACUCAAUUCCUUUUGCCACCUACUGCGGAGAUAAAGCUGCUUUUGUUCCUUGUACUUCCGCUCCCAUGUGUCUCCAACUCUCGUUAUUGUACUGGCGCUCACCUAGACGACAUUAUGAAGUCUUUGGGCUAUAACCAGGUAAACUACCAUGAGGCGACAAAAGUGGCAUACUGGCUCUACGAGUGGACUGGUCCAGUGACCACGACCAAGUUCCCCAAACGUGAACUUCAAUCAGGAGCCAACCGCAACAAUUUUGCCGUGGUGAUGGACUAG